Molecule: messenger RNA, 1094 nt
Organism: Camelina sativa (false flax)
Lineage: Eukaryota; Viridiplantae; Streptophyta; Magnoliopsida; Brassicales; Brassicaceae
Product: UPF0725 protein At1g02770-like
Source: RefSeq, a predicted model, not a curated record
AAUAUAUAUAUAUAUAUGGAUUUCACCGUGAUUUCGAGGUUUGGGGCUGAACAUCACGAGAUGUUAUGCCGUGAGGUGAACGAUUACUGGCGUCGACUGGAUGAAUCCGAUCGUUUCGAUGUCGAGGGAAUCGAAGCACCACUAGGGGCCAUUCCACUGAUAGCCUACGACUGUCAACGGCGGUGUCCCGUCUUGGUCAAACGUUAUGCUAGUGCGGGGCUUCAUCGUUACAAUAUGUUGGAGGGGACAAACUUCAAGCUCGGGGCCGUUACGAAAUAUAACAAGUUGCAGAAUUUUGUGUCCCCUUACUACAUCACUUUGCUUGCACAAGAUUCGGUUAGCGGUUCGCAUCAAACUUUUCAGGUUCUUGUUGAUGAACAACGUGUGGGCAGGUUGGACAUAAUCGUUGAAAUUGCUAGACCUAGAGGUAUGACCACCAAGGAACCCCACAUACCUAGUUUUUCAGUGGCUGAUGAAUUGCCUCAGUGGCCGGAUUCUUUCAGUGAUACAAACCGAUUUUACCUGAUGAAGCAAUCGGAGUUUCUAAACAAUGAUUGGAUUUAUCUGUAUUUGGAACUUGUACUCUGUAAAAUUGAGAGGGUCGGUAUCUCAGAUAGCGAUCUGUCCAAGCUGAAGAUUGUGAAAGCCGUGAUAGAAACCAAGGAAGAUAUGCUGCCGCCAGAUGAGAUACUCAACGCCAAAACUGCAGUGGUCUACAUUACUUUUAAGGGCAUGGCCAAGGCUCAGGUUGCUGGUGAGCAUGAUGAACGUAAAGCUAUAGUUAGAAGAAUCCUCAAUGAGGAUACAGGACGAUUGUCUCUCAUGGGUCACUUGAUUGGAGAGAAUCCAUACAUAGACAUUGACCCUGUUACUUUUUUCAACUCUCCCGCACAUACAGACGCUGUGCGUCGUGCUCCGGAGCUGCUGCUGCCGCCGUAUAUGCUGCCUGCUGCCGCCGUAUAUGGGUCACGUAUAUGCUGCCGCCGUAUAUGCGUUAACUUUCAAAUAUGGGUUAAACUAAGCAGUUAUAUUUUGUGUGUUUUCUGGAUUUUUCAAAUAUGUGUAAGCCAUGAAACGUAAAAGUGCAGCUUGAU